AGCCCAGGAGGGGACGGCCCGGAGAAGCAACGCCGCGGAACCUGCGAGCGAGCUCGCCGAGAGGGAGCCCAGAGCCCGCAGAAGCAGCCGCUGCCGUCGCCGGGCUGGGUUUUUCUGUUCUGCUUUUCUCCUCCCUGAUUAUCUGCACACAGCCAUCAGCCCCCAAAGCAUGAUGACCACCAACGCCGGCCCCUUGCAUCCGUAUUGGCCUCGACACCUGAGGCUGGACAGCUUUGUACCUAAUGACCGUCCCACCUGGCAUAUCCUGGCUGGCCUCUUCUCCGUCUCUGGGGUCCUGGUUGUGAUCACGUGGCUGUUGUCGGCCCGUGCUGCCAUUGUCCCACUGGGGACUUGGCGGCGACUGUCCCUGUGCUGGUUUGCAGUGUGUGCGUUCAUUCACCUGGUGAUUGAGGGCUGGUUCAGUCUCUACCAUGAGGUCCUUCUUGGAGAUCAAGCCUUCUUAUCACAACUAUGGAAAGAAUAUGCCAAAGGAGACAGCCGAUAUAUCCUGGAUGACAACUUCACAGUGUGCAUGGAGACCAUCACAGCUUUCCUGUGGGGACCACUCAGCCUGUGGGUGGUGAUCGCCUUUCUCCGCCAGCACCCCCUCCGCUUUGUCCUCCAGCUCGUGCUGUCUGUGGGCCAGAUCUACGGGGAUGUGCUGUACUUCCUGACGGAGCAACGGGACGGAUUCCAGCAUGGGGAGCUGGGCCACCCCCUCUACUUCUGGUUUUACUUUGUCUUCAUGAAUGCCCUGUGGCUGGUGCUGCCCGGAGUCCUUGUGCUUGACGCUGUGAAGCAUCUUGCUCAUGCUCAGAGCACGCUGGACGCCAAAGCCACAACAGCCAAGAGCAAGCGGAACUAAUGAGCAGUGGCCUAGGGUGGAACUUGGGCUGGUGAGGCGCUCAGCAGAAGCAUCCUGCCCUGCUCCCACAGGUUGGAGGGCCAAAGCUAAUUAAUCUAUCACACUUGGGCUGAUGGAUGGGCACAGAAAUGGCCAGAGACAUGGAGGGUACAGGCUCUGUGGAGCUACUCCCAGGAGCCUUUGGAACAAAAGGUUAAAGAAAAGACAGAAAGGCCUGUGAUGGUAGCAAAUUUAAAAUCAGGAAAUAAACUAUCUUGACUCUAA
This is a messenger RNA of Lepus europaeus (European hare), 1129 nucleotides long. It is a transcript of the gene EBP, whose product is annotated as EBP cholestenol delta-isomerase. Gene Ontology annotation, biological process: cholesterol biosynthetic process. NCBI's taxonomy places the organism in Eukaryota, Metazoa, Chordata, Mammalia, Lagomorpha, Leporidae. Gene Ontology annotation, cellular component: endoplasmic reticulum; membrane. The transcript is spliced from 5 exons. The coding region runs from base 170 to 865 and encodes 231 amino acids. The record is from RefSeq and is a predicted model, not a curated record. Gene Ontology annotation, molecular function: cholestenol delta-isomerase activity; C-8 sterol isomerase activity; steroid Delta-isomerase activity.